AUGGUUCGACCUCUAUACUCCCCCGCGCAGCGUAGCAUAGCUAAGAACCGACUAUUAUGUUCGCCUGCAAGAGCACGAUAUCUUUUCAGCACUUUCGCAAAUGUCAUUGAUGGCAAAACUAGAGACUCUUCACGAGUACACCAGGGCAUCAAUCCAUCAAACUGCCAGAAGCUUUGGGAUGUUCCCAUUGCAUCGAGGGAUGAUCUCCAAGAUGCUAUCACCUCUGCGCAGAAGGCGUUUACCUCCUGGUCAGCCGUAUCAGGGUCUGAUCGUCAAGCUGCCAUUGCUCAAUUAAGAAAUUCUCUUCUGUCGAGUAAAGAAGAUGUGGCUGAGUUGCUUAUGAAAGAAGCAGGCAAACCAAGAAUGCAAGCGACUCUCGAAGUAGACCACGCAUGUGGCUUUCUGGAUUACUUCGCGAAUGUCAAACUUCCAUCCGAAGAGGUUAUUCAUGAAGACGCCUCACUCAAGCUAACCCUGAAAUUACCUGCCCCUCGGAUUCUUGCCUUGGCCAAAGUUGCCGCAGCCCUCGCCGCAGGAAAUACCGUGAUCGUCAAACCAUCCCCCUACACCCCCUACAGUAUCCUCAAGGUAGCCGAAUUAGCCAUCCCGAUUCUACCCCGGGGUGUAUUCCAAGCCAUUAACGGCGAUGACACGAACGGGCCAGAAAUGACCCUGCACCCGGACAUCAAUAAAAUCAGUUUCACGGGAUCAACCAGAGCAGGCAAGCACAUUCUGGCCGCAACAAGCAACACAUUGAAAGAAUGCACCCUUGAACUGGGCGGUAACGACCCGGCUAUCAUCUUCCCAGAUGUAGACAUUCAAGCCGUAGCCCAGCAAGUCGCCUUGGGUGCUUUCUUCAACAGUGGACAGUUCUGCCUCGGCAGCAAGCGUCUCUAUGUUCAUGACAAAAUCUACAAUGAAUUCCGAGAUGCCUUGGUCAAUGUCGUGAAGACAUGGAAAGUAGGACCUGUGGACGAGGAUGUCAUGCUAGGGCCCGUUCAAAAUGAAAUGCAGUUCAAUGUCGUCAAUGGCGUAUUCGAAGACUGCAAAGCAAACGGAUACAAAUUUGCUUUAGAGGGCGGCCCCAGCACCGGCCCAGGGUAUAUCUUCCAUCCUACCAUCGUGGACCGCCCACCUGAUGGAUCAAGAGUCGUCACGGAAGAACCUUUCGGCACUAUCGUGCCUCUCCUCUCAUGGAGUAACGAAUCAGAGCUCAUCUCAAGAGUCAACGACACCAAGACUGGACUUGGAUGCUCAAUCUGGGCCAAGGAUGUGGAGGCAAGCAAGAGGCUUGCGCCAAAGAUCCAAUCUGGAAGUGUCUGGCUGAAUAGCUUUGCGAAACCUCAUCCUCAGGGUUAUCUGGCCGGUUGCAAGGAAAGUGGAAUUGGAGGCGAGUGGGGAUUGAAUGGGUUGAAGUCGUAUUGCGCGACUCAGACAAUGCAUUACUACAAGUAG
Aspergillus neoniger CBS 115656 is the source of this 1455-nucleotide messenger RNA. Its product is annotated as aldehyde dehydrogenase. The transcript is spliced from 5 exons. Lineage: Eukaryota; Fungi; Ascomycota; Eurotiomycetes; Eurotiales; Aspergillaceae. The coding region runs from base 1 to 1455 and encodes 484 amino acids. The record is from RefSeq and is a predicted model, not a curated record. Gene Ontology annotation, molecular function: aldehyde dehydrogenase (NAD+) activity.